CAUUCAAGAGCAAUUUUAUAACGACAGAGAACAGUGUUGUUCUGGACUGAUACACUUAGAGGCUUAUGAAAAUAUAUCGCAGAUUCUCAGGAAAACAGCCAGCGAGCGAUGGUGCCGUAUAUUGUAGCUAGUAAAAUAUAGUUGGCUACGGAAAUGACCUAGAGGCCUUAUACAUCCACUCGUGCUUUGUUGCUUCAGACCACAAUCGUGGAGAAGCUCAAUCUGGAAGCGGCACUUGUUUCCGUAGCGACCGUAAUAACUACCUCAGCCAGCAGACGGAAAGGAGGAGAACGGCUGCAAAAACAAAGUCAGCCCACCCCUGCCCCCAUCCCCCCCCCCCUCCGGGUUUUUAAUAGUCGGCCAUCGCACACUCCACACAAGGCCUGGACGUGCUACCAAUAGUACACCCCCUCCCCCCCACCCCUCCUACCCCUCUAACCCCAUCCCGCCCCCCCUCCUCUCCCCCUGUGCUACAUGGAACAGAUCAUCGCCAGGCAGGAUCUGUCUUUACCUCUCAGCUGAAACCAGCGAAGCUUCAUGCAAGCCUUCUCUAACGGAGGAAACAUCAGGGCACUGGAAUCUCAUAGUUUUUGUUUAGUUUUUUACAUUUCCUCCUCUUGCUGUUGACCGGUGUUCCAGUGUUCCCGGGUAUUUGCAGACAUAUUUUAGAAGAUUUUGUAUUUUUUUAUGAAGAGGUCUGUAUGUAUGUGAACAGAAGGAGCUUUCCUGCUUCCAUUUGAAGACUUCUGCACUGUUUCUGGAUUGAAGUUAAAUGUCGGAUUGAGAGCCAGUCUGAGGAAACACUGGAAGGUUGUCCUCUGAAUUCUGCAACCGUUGGCCAACCGCCACCGGCUCUCUUUAAGCUUAAGAAAUAAGACUAAGACUUGAACCUUUAGCCUCCAUGUUCCUUCCUCCCCGGCUGUGGGAUUAGACCUGCAGCAGGGCUCCCUCCAAGGGGGAAAAGUUGCAGCCAGUCCGCAAAAAAACGCCAGUCUUCUUCUCCCUCCGCCGCUGUGAAGCCUCAGGAGAUGCUGCCUAGGCAGACGGUGCCGUUACGCUGCCUCAUCACCCGACUCUAACAAGUCCUGCAUCCGGAGGUGGGACCGUCUUCGCGAGACCCGAGAGAUCGGCGGAGCGAGAGGGCAAGCCCGCGACCAGCGUUUCCGAGGGGCACUUCGUCACCUAUGUAUUGUUGCAGCGCGCAGGAAAGCAAAAUGGACUACAAGCGGCGCUUUUUGCUUGGCGGGUCCAAACAGAAAGUGCAGCAGCACCAGCAGUACCAGCUGCCUGAGCUGGGCCGGACCCUCAGCGCCCCCCUGGGCUCCUCCUGCUCCGCCCCCGCGUCCAUGGCAACCGGCGGCGGGUCGGCGGGGAGCUGCGGCCACCUGGCGCCUCCAGGAGCCGCCACCACCGCCGUCGCUGACAUCCAGCAGGGCAUCUCCAAGUACCUGGACACGCUCAACAUGUUCUGCAGGGCCAGCGCCUAUCUCACCGACCUCUUCAGCAGCGUGUUCAGGAACUCGCAGUUCUCCAAAGCGGCUAUGCAACUGAAGGACGUGCAGGAACACGUCAUGGAGGCGGCCGGCCGGCUGACGGCCGCCAUCAAGCCCGAGAUCGCCAAGAUGCUGAUGGAGCUGAGCGCCGGGGCCGCCAACUUCAAAGACCAGAACGACUUCAGCCUGCAGGACGUGGAGGUGCUGGGUCGCUGUUUCCUGACGGUGAUGCAGGUCCAUUUCCAGUUCCUGUCCCAGGCCCUGCAGAAGGUGCAGCCCGUGGCACAGUCCUGCCUGGCUGAGGCCCUCGCCCAGGCCCAGGAGCGACGCGCCAACACUCGGCCCCAGACCUCUGGGCCACUCAGCGAGCUGGAGGAGGCCACCCGGUCCUGGAAGGGGGCUGCUGAGGCUACGUCGCGGCUGAGGGAGAGGGGGCGAGACGGCGGCCUGGCAGGAAUCGAGGUCCAGCAGCUCUUCUGCUCCCACAACACCGCCAUCCCCGAGCACCAGCUGAAGGACCGCAACGUGAAGAUCAACAGCGCCUUACAGGCUUAUAAAGUAGCAUUAGAGAGCCUGGGUCACAGCGAGUAUGCAUUGAAGGCUGGUUUCCACCUCAAUCCCAAAUCUGCUGAAGCAGCUUUACAGGGCUGCUGCAGCGAAGCGGAGGCCCAGCAGGCCGGGCGCAUGCAGACCCCCUCCCAGCCCAUCCAGUGUGAGCUGCCCACCAUCCCGCUGCACAUCGGCUCCCGCUUCCUCAAGGGCGUGUCCUUCAACGAAUCCGCCACCGAGAACCUCAAACUGAAAAUGCACACCAUGCUGCAGCUGAUUAAGGAGGGGACAGGGCUGAACGGCGUGGCUCUCCGGGACGACUCCCCCGUCAUAGAGGUCCUCAACCAGGUCUGCCCCUCCAGCUGGAGAGGGGCCUGCAAGACUGCUGUGCAGUUGGUUUUCGGACAGGCAGGUCUGGUGGUUGUCGACACUGCUCAAAUUGAGAACAAGGAAGCCUAUGCACCACACAUCACCUUGGAGGGCUCCAGAAUCAUGGUUCAGGUUCCCUCUACAUGGUGUCUGAAGGAGGACCCAGCCACCAUGUCUCUGCUGCAGCGUAGUCUGGACCCCGAGAAGACGCUGGGCCUGGUGGACGUUCUCUAUACUGCUGUCUUCGACCUCAACAGGUGGAAGGACCUCAGAGACCAGGCCCUGCCCACCAUACAGAUACAGCUGCAGCGGGAGAGCCCAGACUACGGUGUGCCGGCAGGGCUCCCGCCUGGGAACGGACUCAAGCCUUCCAGCGGUCUGCCCAAGACCAUCUCCAAACUCACCUCCAAGUUCACCAAGAAGGCCUCCCCGACCGGAGGCAGCAGCGGCAGCUACUCCAUCCCCAGCACCCCGUCCCGAAACGUCUUCCCUGGCGGCGGUGGCCCCGAGGACAAGGCCAAGGUCCUGGGCGGGGCUGACGGUAGGCUGCAGAGCCUCCUCAGUGCGAGCCUGUCGCGCGCCCCUGAGCCUGGGCUGGGUCCGGCUGCCAUGCUGGCCAACGGGUACCCGCCCGACUUCAAGGCCAUGAACCUGCCCACGGACCAGGAGAUGCAGGACGUCAUCGACUUCCUCUCGGGGUUCAACAUGGGCAAGUCCCAGCAGGCCUCUCCCCUGGUCAAGAGGAGGAACUCCGUGGCGUCAACCAAUGCGGCCGAGCUCAAACCCCCACCAGGACCCCCGCCGACGACACAGACGCUGUCCCAUGGCUUACUGCCCGCUCCUUCCCCGCAGGUGCUGUCCCAGCAGCACCAACAGCAGCACCAACAGCAGCACCAACAGCAGCACCAACAGCAGCAGCACCAACAGCAGCAGCACCAACAGCAGCAGCACCAACAGCAGCAGCACCAACAGCACCACCAACUGCAGCACCAACUGCAGCACCAGGAACUCCCGGCUCAGAAACCGCCACAGCCUUCCCAGCAGGCACUGCAGUAUUAUCAGCAUCUCCUGCAGCCAAUUGGCCAGCAGCAGCAGCAGCAGCAGCAGCAGCAGCCCGCCUCUCCCCAGCUCCCAUCCCAGCAGCAUCCUCCACAGCGGGCCCAGGCCAAGUGGCCCGCGACCUCCGCCCCCUCACAGGCCCCUCCGCCCUCCGGGCUGUCCCCGAUCGGGCAGUGGGGCACGCCGUGCCUCCCCAACCUCAGCUCGGACCUGUACAGCCUGGGCCUGGUGAGCACCUACAUGGACAGCGUGGUGUCCGAGAUGCUGGGGCACAAGCCCCAAGGCCCGCGGAACAACACCUGGCCCAACCGGGACCAGAGCGAGGGGGGCGCCUACGGGUCCCUGGGGGACGCCCUGCCGUUCGACCCAGCCGUUGGCUCCGACCCCGAGUUUGCUCGUUACGUGGCCGGGGUGAACCAAGCCAUGCAGCAGAAACGGCAAGCGCAGCACGUCCGUCGCCCCAGCAACACGCGCAGCAACUGGCCAAUCUCUGACGAGAGACACAGGACCUGGCCCCACCCUGAGUACUACACAGAGGGGGAUGCUAUGAACAGCAGCUGGUCAGCCAAUCAGGGGGACUCGGCCAGCUCCAGCGAUGAGACCUCCUCGGCCAAUGGGGACAGCCUGUUCUCCAUGUUCUCAGGACCUGACCUCGUAGCUGCUGUCAAACAGAGAAGAAAACACAGCUGUGGAGAGCAGGAAGUGUGCCCUCUCUCCUCGCCACCUCUACACCACUCCGGGGAUGACGGUGCUCAGGAGAGUAAAACAAAGACCUGGCCCCCCAAGGCCCCCUGGCAGCACUCCUCCCCCCACACCAACACCCUGCCCAAUCCGAGCUCUUCCUUGUACCAGAUGACCAUCCCCACCAGCCAAUGGAACGACUCCAUGCAGAUGCUGCAGUCGGCGGUGUGGUCGACGGCGGGCGACUGCUCACCCUCCCCGGGGAUCUCCUCCAGCUUCGCGUACACGCAGCAACAACAACAACAGCAACAGCAACAACCACAGCAGAGCCCGGUGCAGCCACAGCAAGCUUCCCAGCACAAACCCGUCAACAAGGGCUUCAAGACUUUCCCCUUCAAACCCGAGCACCGGCCCUCCUACCUGCACCAGUUCUGACCCGGCCAAACGUCCGUCUGGGAUGUGGAGCGCCGCUUCUAACCUGACUGACCGACCGAGAUGUGAAGGAAAUGUACAUAGGCUCGUGGUGUAAUCGCGGCCAUUAGCGGCAGUCGUUCUCCUCAUCCGAAAAGGUGUAAAAUGGAAAACGAGAGAUGCAUUUUUCGAAAAGCAUGCAAGUAUUUUGUAUGUAUUUUUCCAUUUCAGACCCCCCCCCCCAUUUUCAAAGCAAAUGUUUUCUAAGUCCUUGAACUGGCUAUGGAGUCACGCAUGAGCCACGUUUAGGAGCAGCUGGUCUGAUGGUCGUGUCCCCCCGCCUGAUUUACGUACACGCUUUAUUUCCUGCGACUUCGGUAGCCUGUGGCAUGCACAUUGUGUGGCCAUCCGUGACGCUACUGCAGCCAAAUGAAUGUGAUGUUGUGUGUCUGUGUCUGUGGGGUUCUUCUGGUUGCCCCUCUGUUAGCUAUACUGUGUCUCCAGGAAGUUGUGACUGCCAAAUCCCAUGCAAAAUCAUGUGGUGAACCAGCCUACAGCUUUUCACAAUUGUUUCAUAGUUUGUGAAUUACUCGAUUUGUUAUAUUAAUAAUUUACUUCCUGUUAUUAGAAGCUUUGAGCAGGCUCAGCAUAAGUAUAGUACUCAUUGCAUACGUGCAAUGUGGAAGACACUACUAUUUUUGACAACUGACGAAGUAAGAAUAAUAAUAGCAGUGUCUGUGUGCCAUGCUAAUAUUGGUAACUUGCAGAUAAUUAUUUUCCAACCAAAGUGUCAUUCAGAUGGUGACUGGUGCUUCAGUGUAAAAUGGAGUCCAAUAUUGUCUAUUAAUAAAUUGCAGUCGUCCACCCCAUUGUAUAAUAAACAUAAUGUCCAAUGGUCAACGUU
This is a messenger RNA of Conger conger (European conger), 5466 nucleotides long. Its product is annotated as granule associated Rac and RHOG effector protein 1-like. The transcript has 14 exons. Bases 1185 to 4586 code for a protein of 1133 amino acids. Lineage: Eukaryota; Metazoa; Chordata; Actinopteri; Anguilliformes; Congridae. The record is from RefSeq and is a predicted model, not a curated record. Gene Ontology annotation, molecular function: CCR4-NOT complex binding. Gene Ontology annotation, biological process: Rac protein signal transduction.